Daphnia magna is the source of this 3246-nucleotide messenger RNA. Its product is annotated as hemocyte protein-glutamine gamma-glutamyltransferase. Bases 216 to 2951 code for a protein of 911 amino acids. Gene Ontology annotation, biological process: peptide cross-linking. The transcript has 19 exons. Gene Ontology annotation, molecular function: protein-glutamine gamma-glutamyltransferase activity. The record is from RefSeq and is a predicted model, not a curated record. NCBI's taxonomy places the organism in Eukaryota, Metazoa, Arthropoda, Branchiopoda, Diplostraca, Daphniidae.
AGUUGAACUUGUGUUGGUUCUGCAUUCACUGCGUGGACACGUGUUUGCUUUCGGGAACGUCAAGUUUACGCCACUCAGCCUUUUUGCCUCCUUUAAGUCGCUGCGCUGACCUGUCUUCCCCAAAAGGUAGACACGUUUGUUAAACCACGGGCUCCGAUCUUUCUUGCUGUGUCCUCGCCGAUUUCGACCAAAGAAACAACUUCGAACUGGCCACAAUGAGUUCCCCAAUGACUCAACCAGGAUCACCAGGAAUGUUGCGUCGUUCUAUGAGCGGAAGUUCAGGACUGAACAACUUGGCAAAGUCAUCAAGUUUCAUCCGUCGUAAUAACGAUCGUGAUGGAAUGGGUAACAACGUUGGAGUCAGCCCAGGUGGCAGCAAUGCAGCUUAUCGCGCUUCCUUAGUAUCCCACUAUGCUGAAGAUUUGGAUAGGCGUCGCCGCGCUGAGCGAGCCGUUGAAGAUAUUCGUACUGAUGGAAUGACUUCUGAAAAUCUGAAGAUUGAUUCGGUUGAGUUGUAUUCUCGAGACAAUGCCCGUGAACAUCGCACUGACCGCUAUGAAUUGGUUCGGGACACUGGCAGAGACAUUGGAUCUUCGUCUUCCAUGGUUAUGUCUAUGUCGAUGACUAAUAUGUCAUCCCUGUCAUCGAUGGACUAUCGUUCAUCCUCGUCCUCAUCCACUACCGUUCUUCGUCGUGGUCAGCCAUUCUUCAUGGCUGUGCGCAUGAAGGACCGUAACUUCGAUCCUCGUCGUGAUAUUCUGCGAGCUUCUUUCAGCUUCGGUCCCAACCCUCAGGUGACCAAGGGAACCAAAGUUGUCUUGCCUUUCCGUGUGACUCAGCGGGAAUUUAGCCGUGCACCACAAAAAUGGGACAUGCGUGUGCAUCAACAGGAGGGUUUCAACAUCACUUUCCAAGUCCAUAUUCCUGCCAACGCCCUAGUCGGACUUUGGCGCGUCAACAUCGAAACGACCACGACAACACCUGGAGCACGCAUUGAUGAAUUCCGCUUCAAAGAUGACAUCUACAUCUUAUUUAACCCCUUCUGCAGAGACGACCCGGUUUACCUAGACAGUGAGGAUCUACGCCGUGAAUACCUAAUGAAUGAAACAGGAAAGGUGUUCGUGGGUACACAUCAUCGCCCGAAAGGUCGUCGUUGGGUCUACGGACAAUUCUCCGAUGUAGCAUUGCCAGCUGCCCAGCUUUUAUUGGAACAAUCCGGCUUGAAUCCCACUGAAAGAGGAAACCCUGUCCAAGUUGUCCGUGCCAUCGCCUCCAUCAUCAACGCCAAUGAUGGAUUUGGUUUGUUGGAAGGCAAAUGGGAGGGCUCCUUUGAAGAUGGAGUUUGUCCAUGGGUAUGGACUGGAAGUUCCAAAAUUUUCGAGCAUUACCUACGAAACGGAUCGAAGCCAGUAAAAUACGGACAAUGUUGGGUGUUCGCUGCUGUAGCUACUUCCAUUUUCCGAGCAUUGGGUAUUCCUUCUCGUCCAGUAACCAACUUUGUCUCCGCGCGUGAUACAAACCACACCCUUUCUGUUGACAAGUACUUUGAUAUAUUUGGAGAUGAAAUGAAAGGUGGACCAGAUGGGGACAAUCAAGAUGCCAUGUGGAACUUCCAUGCCUGGACUGAAGUAUGGAUGUCACGACCGGAUCUGCAAGCCGGUUUCAACGGCUGGCAGGCUAUCGACCCAACCCCUCCUCCUCAGUUCUGGCAGAACAACUCCGGGGAUCAAAAGAGCCGCGGACCAUGGGCUGUUGAAGCUUUCCGCCGAGGUCCCUCAUCCGUUGAAUCCGUCCGCCGAGGUGAAGUGGGAUUCGCCUACGACACCCCAUAUCUGUUUGCCGAAGUCAAUGCCGAAGUCAGCCACUUCCAAGAGGAUGAGAAUUCUCAUUGGGGAUUCAGAAAGAUUCACGUCAACAAUUAUCAUGUUGGCCGCAUGAUCUUAACUAAGCGACCAGGAGCGGACGAUGAUGUCAGUGAUGCCGACGCAGAAGAUAUCACGAGCCUUUACAAGAACCCCGAUGGCAUGUCCCGCUAUCAAAAGCAAGGCGACGGAUGUUUCAGCUCCCACUUCAACCAAGGAAUGUCAUCGCCAUAUUUGGAGAGGAGAGACAGAGAAAGGGAUAGAGAUAUGAUUCAUUACCCUGGCACAGUCCGUCGCCUUAGUAUUGUCGAUAUCGCUCGCAAACCAUGGUAUGAUGAAUCGCGCCAUGCAGCUGAUCCAGGGUCGGCGGCUGAGCGUGUUUCAUCGAUGAACGCUGCUCGUAGCGUUGAGCGAUCGCAGCCAAUGUUCGAUUCCCGUCCAGUGAACGAGGAUGUCUAUUUCGACUUGAUUGAACAGGAUAAAGUUGCCUGGGGACAGCCUUUCAAUCUUCAACUUCAUGUCCAGAAUCGUUCUCAAGAAAUGAGAACCAUCAGCACAAUCCUAUCUGCCAACUCCGUUUAUUAUACUGGAGUUACUGCUCGUCGUCUUGGCCGCACUGAUCGCCAGUUUGUUCUUCAACCUGGAGGCCGAGAAACUUUGCAAAUCCGCGUCAGCUGGGACGAGUACCGAGACAAGAUUGUUGACUAUGGUCACAUUAAGAUCUAUGCUAUGGCUUCCGUACAGGAAACCAAACAGUCAUGGAGCGAGGAAGAUGACUUCCAGUUGGAGAAACCCAAGCUGGACAUUCAGAUCCGUGGAAACCCUCAGGUAGGCCAGGAUUGCUUCGUCACAUUCAGUUUCAUGAAUCCAGUGUCAGUUAGUCUGACUGAGUGCGAGUUCACGUUUGAAGGACCUGGGCUGGUUCGUCCUCAGACUGUCAAAUAUCGUGACGUGAAACCGGGAGAGAUGAUCAGUUUCGUCCAGAAGUUCAUGCCCCGAUUCAGCGGCGAACGUAAACUUGUUGCCACCUUCAACUCCCGCGAACUAGGUGACAUUAUUGGCUCUCGCCCAAUUCACGUUCGGGACUGAAACUCUUUAUCCGAUGAACGAAAUUACUUUCAUGCUACGACCUGGACCUUGCAACGGACUUGCCCAUGGAAAGUGAAAGCAAAUUAUUAAACAUAGCCCCACUGUGUGCCCUACUGCACUUCUCCAAUCCUAUUUCAUUUAUUGUAUUCUCUGACUAACAUUUUUAGUAAUUAUUGUAUUCAACUAACCACUGUUUCCUUCUAUGCUGAUGGUGAAGGCUUUAUUCUUACUGUUAUUCUCUUUUCAAGGUGACGGUUUAUAGACAGUCAGAAUAAAUUUCAUCAAGCAACCAUAA